UGGGUGCCAUGUUGGGAGGAAAUACCAUGGAGGGUGUCUUUCGGACAUACCAUACGCAGUAGCCUACAGAGAAUAUAAAUAGGAGAGGUAGUUGCACCAUUGACCCAGUGUUGAGUUGACAUACGGUCAGUUCAGUCACUCAGACAUAACUUAUCUUACGCUUUUCAAGUUUUUUAUCUGUGUACGUGAAUUAUUAAUAAUCGUAGUAAGGCCCUUACAAAACCAACGAUCCAAUGCAAUCCAAAACACUGCCCUUAUUCACUUAUGUUUUAAUUGUACAACUUUAUAUCCGAAUUAUCGGCAUGUAUCUAGUGUUUUAAGUAUCGCUGCAACCGUUUUUCUAAUAAAACGCAUUAAAUAAAAUACUUUUUAAAAGUUGUUAUUCGUGUAAAUAUAAAUUUCGUGCGAUUCAAUUAGAAAUAUCAGUAACGUUGAUAAACGAAUGUGCAACGAUAAUCAGGCCUUAGUAGUGGUCAAUUCUUUUGAAGAAACUCAACUUUUGAUGGCAUAAUUUCAUCACGUUUGAUCGUUAUUUGAUCGAACUAGAAAAGUACAAAAUUAAACGAAGUUCUUUGGAAGCAGUUUUCAGAUUGCUUUCUUAGUUGUAAUUUAAAGCAAUAUGUCAGAAACACCGGGAAUAUCGCAAGGAUUGGGAAAUCCUUAUAAAAUUGUUGAUCAUGCCAGAGAAAAACGGAAGGGAAUCACAGCUUCUUCCCUCAAAGAAUUAACUAGUAUAGCAAGAAAUCGCUUGUCUUUGCCUUUGGACGCAGAACUUACAAUUGUUCUAGAACAAGAUGGGACAGAGGUAGAUGAUGAGGAAUAUUUUGCGACAUUGGAGAGAAAUACCAGUUUAAUGGUUCUUUAUGGAGAUCAAAAAUGGGUAGCGGCAGGAAGUAGUAAAGCUGCUUCACGUUAUAUUGUUGUUGAUGAUGUAGAUAAUGUAGAAGGAGGACAAAGAGAUGAAAUCAGAAGGCGUCGGCCUCCAAUAGAACCAUUAGUUUCAUCAUUACAUGGUGAUCCAUCUCAUAUAUCACUACUUGGUGGAAAUGAUUUAGAAUUACUUAGUGAUAUGGACCCAGACAGCUUAGCUGAUAUAGUGCCUGAUAGAAUCUUUUUGGAACAAUUAAAGGAAGCCUCAGGCAGGUUUUUGGCUGAGAAACGACAAGCACAAGAGUCGAUGGCACUUCUUCAGAUGUAUGCGAGUAGUGGAGAGAUGGAGCGAGCGUAGGCCAUGUGGGGGGUGGGCGCCCUCACAUUGGCUAAUAUGUAUCGAGUGCGACGUCGCAUAUUUUAUAAAGGUCGCCAAUUACAACAAACUUUAAUCCUUUUCUGGAAUUGAGCCCAUCAUAUUUAUAGCACAAUAGUUCAUUGUGCCAUCUUCUACCAUCGUGUUAUUUCCAACAAUUGAAUACACUUACAUUGUCCAUGGAAAUUUAAAAAAUCUUCUAUGCAGAAUAUUGAAAAAUGCAGUGGCAAACAAACACGUACAGAAAUUAAGUUUCUGUCUUUCAUGGAUGGCUAAAAGUUAUUUCUAAAGUAUUUGCAAGUAUUUAUGAAAUAUAUGAAUCUUAAAUUUC
Megachile rotundata (alfalfa leafcutting bee) is the source of this 1577-nucleotide messenger RNA. Its product is annotated as DNA fragmentation factor subunit alpha. The record is from RefSeq and is a predicted model, not a curated record. NCBI's taxonomy places the organism in Eukaryota, Metazoa, Arthropoda, Insecta, Hymenoptera, Megachilidae. Gene Ontology annotation, biological process: regulation of apoptotic process; apoptotic process.